Molecule: messenger RNA, 1782 nt
Organism: Xenia sp. Carnegie-2017
Lineage: Eukaryota; Metazoa; Cnidaria; Anthozoa; Malacalcyonacea; Xeniidae
Product: tectonin beta-propeller repeat-containing protein 1-like
Exons: 9
Coding region: 119-1618 (499 amino acids)
Source: RefSeq, a predicted model, not a curated record
UACCACAAAAGUUGUCUUAAAGGUCAUUACUGAUUUGACAUUAUCAGGCUUCAGAAGAGUUAGCGCUAAGAACUUGACAAGUUUGCUAAAAAUUCAAAGUUUCAGCCAUUUGCAAAAUAUGAAGAUGCUGUGCUUCUUGCUUUUUGUUCAUGUGUUGUUUUUGACAGGUGUUGAAAGUAGCAAUCCAAACUGGUCCUUGCUAUCUGGAAGACUUAAACAACUUGAUUUAAGUCCGUACAACAUUGUUUGGGGUGUAAGUAGUGAUCAUGCAAUUUGGGUACGUAAAGGCAGUGCAUGGACCAGAGUCGGUGGUGCAUUAAAACAUGUUAGUGUUGGAAACGCUGGAGUUUGGGGAGUGAAUAAACAUGAUAAUAUUUACUUUCGUGAAGGAGUGACAUUCAGUUCGCCAGUUGGCACAAGCUGGACUCAAAUAUCUGGAAGAUUGAUGCAAAUUGAUUCGGGACCUACAGGAAUUGUGUAUGGUGUAAAUUCUGGGCAUAGCAUAUACUGCAGAACUGGAAUCACUGCAUCCAAUCUCAAAGGAACUGGCUGGAAACAUGUGUCAGGGGCAUUAAAAUAUGUCAGCUGUGGAAAAUUUGGCUGCUGGGGUGUAAACAAGCACAAUUAUAUCUAUUUUCGAACGGGAGUAACUCCUUCUAAAUGUCAAGGAGAUACUUGGAAACGUAUUACAGGAUCGCUAAAACAAAUUGAGGCCACAGCCAGUGGGGCUGUUUACGGUGUGAACAAAAAUAGGAAUUUAUAUGUUCGUGAAGGAAUUAGCUCCUGUAAUCCUACUGGAACACAUUGGAGAUCCGUUGCUGCCCCCAAGUUUGAUCACGUGUCAGCUAGCUUAUCUCAUGUAUAUGGAAUUGAUGAAAAUCACAAAAUAUACAAAUUUAAUGAACAAUGGCGUUUGAUCGCAGGCUCAUUGAAACAGAUUGAUCACGGCCUUUCUGUUGGUGUGUGGGGUGUGAACCGUCAUGACAAUAUUUACCGCCUUAACAAAAAUUAUUCGUGGACUCAAAUUUCUGGAAGCCUAAAACACGUUUCUGUUGGUGAAGCUGGUGUUUGGGGAGUAAAUAAACAUGAUGAUAUUUAUUUCUAUUUGGGGGGACAUUCUUGGAAACAAAUCUCAGGAAAGUUGAAACAAAUCGAUUCUGGUCCAGAAGGAAUUGUAUAUGGAGUGAGCAGUAACGAUAAAAUUUAUUGUCGUUUAGGAAUCUCAACUAAUAACCUCCAAGGAACAGGAUGGAAGCAAGUUCCUGGUGCAUUGAAAUACGUUAGUUGCGGUGCCUUGGGAUGCUGGGGUGUAAGUGCAGGUGAUCAAAUUUGGUAUCGUUCUGGUGUAUCAACACAGAAUUGUGCUGGAACACGUUGGACUCAAAUCGGAGGAAAUCUUAAGCAAAUCGAGGCUGGAGAUGUUGGUGAUGUAUAUGGAGUAUAUAGUAACAACGUGGUCUACCGUCGAACUGGUAUAACUACGGCAUCUCCAAUGGGCUCAGGUUGGGAAGUUGCUUUGUCGUAUGCUUCAUUCGUGACCACUGGCCUGAAUAAUAAGUAUGUUUUGAUAAAUGGAGCAAUUUUUGAAUCCAAAGCUUGUCGAAAGCAAUUUCCUUGAAAAUUCAGCAAAAUUCAACAGUAACAUGAUGAAAGAAAAAUGAUUAACAUUUUCCAAAUCUAGCGUAGUUGUUCUAUUUGUUUCUUGAUAGUUUGUAUGAGUGCUAUGUAGCGUAAAAAUAAAAAGUACUUUUUUGUUAUAAUAAAAACCGUAUCGCAAAAAAA